Fibroporia radiculosa is the source of this 1686-nucleotide messenger RNA. RefSeq lists its product as uncharacterized. The transcript has 2 exons. The record is from RefSeq and is a predicted model, not a curated record. Gene Ontology annotation, molecular function: protein binding. Bases 1 to 1686 code for a protein of 561 amino acids. Lineage: Eukaryota; Fungi; Basidiomycota; Agaricomycetes; Polyporales; Fibroporiaceae.
AUGAUUAAGAUUGGGGAUAACGCAUACGAUGUCGAUCUUUCGCGCGAUCCCCAGGCGCGCACGGGUCAUGGUGUGGCAAGUCCGGUCAAGGUCGGCCAGAACGAUGACCCACUCGCACGGCAGAUGGCAGAGCUGCAGAAAGCCGCGCCCGCUCGAGGUACCAGCGUCAGGCGCAGUGGGCAAUGGUCUUUGCAAGGACAGUCAUCGCAGGGACCAAUGUCUCAGUCGUCCCCCACUAGCGCUUCGCCGACUAAGCGCGACUCUGCUGCAAAACUCUCACCGCCUCCUAGUGGCUCGCAAGACGGUAAUCGUCGGUCGUCCCUUGAUUAUCGUCGCUCGGCACAGAUGGUCGUCGGUGCAUACCCUCAGAUACCCACGUCACGUCCUGCAUCGCCUAAUCCUCCUGUCGCGGCGCAUAUGCAACCACCGUCCCACAACUCGACUGGCCCUAUGGGAAAUUUCCCCGUGCAGGAUGUACUAGCGGAUUACCAGCAGUCGUUCCCUGGUGAGCGUAAGUCGGUCAGUAGACCGACCAGUAGAGCUGGGAGCACCGGUGGAAUGCCUGGCCAGUCACUCCAGAGCCAAAGUCAAAUACAGCGCGAGCGUCCCCUAAGCAUUGGUGGGCAAGCAGGCAUUGGGGCUCAGGGCCGGAGCACUAGCCCUCAGCCGUUUGCCCCUCUUUCACGCAGCACAAGCCCGGCUGCACCUCCAUCGCAAGGCGGCGCGCAAGUUGCCCACAGAAACAGCUAUCAGAGGGUUCCGCCCCCAUCGGUGAACGGUACAGGUCCGGGGCACGCCCAUGCACCGUCUCAAAGUUCCAUCCGACAAAACUCGAUAUCGGUGCCACAGCAUCCAGCCCAGCAGCAACGUGCAGCGAGCCCGAACAGUGUUGGCAUCGCACUUGACCCCAGUGGACGUGUCGCGAUAGACUCUAUGGCCGAUAUAUAUGCACAUAGACAACACCAGCCCCAAUACAGUCAACCACCUCAUCAGAACCCCCCGCCUCCGCAGCAGCAGCCUCAGCAGGAAAUUCAGCGUCGGCCGACAUACACUGUCGCUACGAGUGGAUAUGCGCCGCCUCCACCGGGACAACCUCACGCGCAGUAUAAUAACCCAUCCAACGCUAUUGCUGCUCCGAGCUAUGGACAUCCGUAUGGCGCCCCGGCAGCCCCGCCGCCGCCGAAUCAGUCUAUGUACGGCCCACCUGUUCAAUAUCAGCAACAACAGCAACAACAGCAGCAGCAACAGCAGCCUCAAGCGCCUGUUUACCAACCCCAACCUCACGGCUAUUCACAGCAAGGGCAAGUCGUGCAGGAUUUGCAGAGAGGUGCCUCAGUGAACGGGUACUACGGUCCCCAGGGCGGUUAUGCACCUCAUGCGCAGCAAGGACAGCUGUCGUAUCGUGCACCAAGUCCCGUACGCCAGCCGUCACCACAGCCGCCUGCUGCCCAUGGGCAGCCACCGACUGGUGCGUUCACGGAUGAUGGGCGUGGGAUCCUAUUUUAUGUCAAAGCGCUGUAUGACUAUCAAGCUACCAUUGAAGAGGAGUUUGACUUCCAGUCGGGUGAUAUCAUCGCUGUCACCGCGACGCCAGAAGACGGCUGGUGGUCCGGAGAACUGUUGGACGAAGCCCGGAGGCAGCCUGGGCGCCACGUUUUCCCAAGCAACUUUGUUUGUCUGUUCUGA